GUGAUCUCUGUAGUUAGGUUGUGAUCACUGACCCUUCAGUAUUAAUAAUAUCUUUGUUUGUUGUUAACAUGGAGGAAAGAGAUUUGCGGAGGCGGUAAAGAAGUCUUGAAAGGGUGUUCCUCAACAAAAGAACAAGUAAUAUUGUGGCAGUGGAUUCGCUCCUGGAGUAGUACUAUGAAAGGCAUACCUGGGAGAUACAUCAGUGAAACACCUGAGUCACGAGCUAUUUAUCCAUCAUCUAAGGACAGCUGGUUCAUAUCGUUUCUUGUUCUUAGCAAAGGACUCGGCUGCUUUGGCGUGUUCUUAGGAUGUGAUCUGUUGAAGAAACUCAGUGUUAUUCCGCUGGUGUGUUUUGUUAAAUGCGUUGCUGGUUGCUGCUUUCUGUAUCUUCAGAAGCCUUUGCAUCUGGGACACUCACUGUCACAAGCUCAAGUAUGCCGCAUUGCACAGGUUGUGCUUCUGAAAGUGGGCAUCACUAUCCUCAUGUACUACGGCAUGACGAUGUGUGGCCCAUUCCGUUCCAUUCUCAUCCUACAUAAUUAUGAUUUUGCUGUUCUGACAGCUCUUGGAGCUCUCUUCUCUGGUGGCAGUGCAAAACCAGCAGUUAUUCGUGGUGGCGUACUUUUUCUUGCUGCAAUGUUAACCUUAAUAUUUCUUGAUCAUGAUGAAAAUGAGCAAAAUUCUGGGCAUAGUCAUUUGUUUUCUGGCAUUGGUUCUUGGCUUGGACUUGCAGAUCAUAAGUUGGGCGUCGUACUGCUUUCGAGUGUCCUGCCAAUCCGUGCUGGUGCAGAAAUGUUGAGCAAGCGUGCUUCGCAAGAUGUUGGUGGUGAACAACGUCUUCAUGCUCUGUCAACGCUGACAGAGGGUGUUGUGCUUCUCCCGUGGACAAUUGUAUCAUUAUUUCUGCAGGAGAGCCAAGGAGUAUCACUUACUUCAGCAGUUCUGUCAGUUUUCCUUAUUUCAGCCUCCACUCUUGUUGUGCCACACUUUGCUGAUUCAGCGUGCAUACGAAGGUUUGAUAUGCCUCGUGUAGCAAGAAUUGGCUCAGUGUCAAGUUUCCUGUGGGCAUUAUUGGGAGCAGUACUAUGGAGUAAACUGGCUUCAAGCCCAGGUGAUGCUAAUGAUUCCUCAGUCACUUCCCUUUCUGAAGACCACAGGCUUUCAGGAGGAGGAAUACUUGCUUGCAUUUUGUACAUGUUUGCCUCCCUGAGCUUGACAUCUGUUAACAAACCGGGUGCUAAAGGAUCACUAGUUGGAUAUUCAUCAUCAGGGCUACCACUAUACACUUUUACUAGUAGUGCUCUCCAUGACAAAUCUCGAUCAGCCUUCAUAAUUGCCAGUUCAAUGCUUCGGCAGGUACUUGGCAGCAAUAAUAGCCGCAGAAUAUUCUACUUCCUGUGUCUCAAUUUGAGUUUUACAUUCGUGGAAUUUUUAUAUGGUAUAUGGACUAAUAGCCUGGGGCUCAUUUCUGAUGGUUUCCACAUGUUAUUUGAUUGCUCAGCACUUGUCAUGGGACUACUUGCUUCAGUAAUGGCACACUGGAAGCCAACAAAAACCUUCUCAUUUGGCUACAGUCGUGUGGAGGACCUGUCAGGUUUCGUAAAUGGGCUGUUCUUGUUGGUAAUUUCAGUUCUUGUAUUUUCUAAAGGUGUGAGUAGACUUGUGGAUCCUCCAGCUAUUAACACACAACGAUUGCUUGCUGUGUCAGUAGCUGGACUUAUUGUCAACCUUGUUGGAAUUUUAGUGUUCAGACAUGGAUCUUCACAUUCUCAUGAUCAUCAGCAUGGUCACAAACAUAGUCAUGCAGCAGGUUUCCACAGUCAUUCACAUAAUGCUAACAUGGAAGGAGUUUUCCUCCACAUAAUGGCUGAUACACUUGGUAGUGUUGGAGUGAUUGUUUCUUCUCUGCUAAUACAGCAGUUUGGUUGGUACAUAGCAGAUCCAAUCUGUUCCAUGUUUAUUGCAGUGCUAAUUUUUCUUAGUAUAAUUCCGCUUCUCAAGCACUCAGCGUAUGUGUUAUUGCUGCGCAGCCCUGUCAAAGAGGGUGACAAACUGCUGGCAGCUCUGCAGCAGGUUACUGCCAUUGAUGGUGUACAGACUAUAAGGAAACAACACUUCUGGCAACAUUCCUCAGACACCAACGUUGGAACAUUGCACAUUCAAGCUGCUCCAGAUGCCAGUGAGCAGAACAUCAUACAGGAGGCUUGUUCCAUAUUGAAAGAAACUGGAAUCCAUCACUUUUGUGUCCAAGUUGAGAAAGAAGAAUUCUUUGCCCAUAUGGCUGGGCUGAGCUGGCAAAUAAAAGAUCCAGUCCCUGCUUUUGGAGGAAAUAAAGAUGUCCUAUUCCUGGUCAAGGCUGUGUGAUAGAAGAGACUGACACAUAUCGGUAUAGUGCCAUUAUAGUUUACCCAUGGCACUAGAUGAUGUUGACAUUAACUCUGAGAAAAGUGCGGUUAUUCUUGAAAUCAUUUCACCAACUUACUUCUGCAAAAAGGACUGCAGUGUAUUAGUGAUGUAAUCCAUUAUGUUAAAAUUCCAUUACAAUCAAAUUUUAGGCAUUUUGUUUAUAUUGAAAAUGCCAAAUACAUAAGCUGUAUUGUCCAAUAGAUUUAUCAGAUCAGGGUAAAAAGUAAAUCUUUAUGAAUCUGUAUUCAAACAUGUCCUGUUUUGAUAAAUUUGUAAUUUAGAUUUUUUACUAGUUGUAAUAUUUAUUUGCAACAUUGUGAAGCUUCAUGAUUACUACAAGAAGUAAGGAAUUAAUGUUACAUGUCAGAAAUUUUUCUGUACCUGAGUUUUAAGUACUUACACCUAAGUAUGUUUUGUUUAUGUGAC
Messenger RNA from Schistocerca piceifrons (Central American locust), 2832 nucleotides. Its product is annotated as zinc transporter 5-like. Lineage: Eukaryota; Metazoa; Arthropoda; Insecta; Orthoptera; Acrididae. Gene Ontology annotation, molecular function: RNA polymerase II cis-regulatory region sequence-specific DNA binding; DNA-binding transcription factor activity, RNA polymerase II-specific; zinc ion transmembrane transporter activity. The coding region runs from base 175 to 2364 and encodes 729 amino acids. The transcript has 14 exons. The record is from RefSeq and is a predicted model, not a curated record. Gene Ontology annotation, cellular component: Golgi apparatus; membrane. Gene Ontology annotation, biological process: zinc ion transport; regulation of DNA-templated transcription; intracellular zinc ion homeostasis.